This is a messenger RNA of Cladophialophora psammophila CBS 110553, 630 nucleotides long. Its product is annotated as Ras-like protein Rab-6B. Lineage: Eukaryota; Fungi; Ascomycota; Eurotiomycetes; Chaetothyriales; Herpotrichiellaceae. The record is from RefSeq and is a predicted model, not a curated record. The transcript is spliced from 4 exons. The coding region runs from base 1 to 630 and encodes 209 amino acids. Gene Ontology annotation, molecular function: GTP binding; GTPase activity.
AUGGCGCAAAGCGCGGUGGGAUCAUAUUCGAAUCCGCUGAAGAAAUUCAAGCUCGUAUUCUUAGGUGAACAGAGUGUCGGCAAGACCUCCCUCAUAACCCGCUUCAUGUACGACUCCUUCGAUACCACGUACCAAGCUACCAUCGGUAUCGACUUUCUCUCCAAGACAAUGUACCUCGAGGACCGUACCGUCCGCCUCCAGCUUUGGGACACCGCCGGGCAAGAACGCUUCCGCUCCCUCAUCCCCUCCUACAUCCGGGAUUCGUCCGUCGCCGUCGUGGUGUACGACAUCUCCUCUCGCAAAACAUUCGAACAAACACGGAAGUGGAUCGAGGACGUGAGAGGGGAGAGAGGAAAUGAUGUGAUUGUGGUUCUUGUUGGGAACAAGACCGAUCUGGGUGAUUCCAAGAGGGAGGUCACCACCCAACAAGGGGAAGAGGAGGCGAAGAGAGCUGGCGCCAUUUUCAUGGAGACCAGCGCAAAGUUGGGCCACAAUGUCAAGGCGCUGUUUAGGAGAAUAGCGCAGGCCUUGCCGGGCAUGGAAGGCGAAGGGGAGCAGCAGCCAAAUCCCCAGAUGAUUGAUGUGUCAAUAAACAACCAGAAACCGGCCGAAGAAGGGUGCGCUUGUUGA